Molecule: messenger RNA, 3843 nt
Organism: Seminavis robusta
Lineage: Eukaryota; Bacillariophyta; Bacillariophyceae; Naviculales; Naviculaceae
Source: the annotation of a GenBank genome assembly
ACUUACUGUACCGGUACUGGAGUAUGUUUGGGAGCUUGGUGGGCCUUCGUUUUGGUUCAAUCGACGUGUUGAAGCCAAUACCGCACUCUCAUCGAUAAGCGACUGUCAGGGGUCAGGGAAGCCAUGAAGAUGAGCGAGCGAGCUACGGUAGAGCUCUGGAAACUGGAUAUGCUGAAGGCUUGCUUGGUUUUUAAAACCUCUAUAUUCUUAUUAGUUGAAGCAGCAGGGAAGUACUGAAGUGGCUGAAGCCAGCAGCCCAUCCAAUGCCGCUGCAUGCCGUAGCUCGGUUUGAUUGAGUGUUUGAUGGUUGUUUUUGAGUCUGAUGUACUGUGGUACCAGUACGUGUUCGUUCCGCCAGUGUUGUCCACCACGAACUUGUGCUUCCAAACUGUCCCCUGGAUAUCGAUACCAGCCAGGGAGAUAGGUAAAGGGAGAAGCAAGCCAACCGACCAUCGCAAUGCUGAUCCGGUAGCCAGUAACCAUGCAAUCUAGUAGAGUGUGGGCUACGACUGUACUACAGUAGCUAUUAUAGUUGUACAGUACAUAGGAGAAGCUUCAGAAGUAGAAAAGUCCCUUUAAUUCCAUACGGGUUUGGAAGUGUUAACGCAAAAAUCUGAACAAAAAGCAGGACGCCGCGAUGAAGAGCGCCAGAAAACAGACUCACAUGCAGUGACGAGUAACGAGCCGGACCCUGGUGUAUCCUUCGUCCUGGUAUCAGCACUACCAUUCCAACAAGCGAACGUUGACAAUCCACUCUGGCUGCUAGCUAGUUGAAGUCUGCUGAGCUUGGAGAUUGUGUACUGCGAUCUGUACCGAACCGUACUACCGAAAGAGAACCCAGCCAUCACUUCGAAUCGAAGGGUGCUACUAUACCGGUAUAUCCACGAACCAACGAUCAAAGCAAGACAAUGGGCAACACUCCCAUCCAAAUUGGCUUGAAAAUCGACAAACAGACAUAUCAGCAUGGUGAGACCAUGACUGGUACUGUCUAUGUUAGUGUGUCGAGUGUGACUCCUGCAAUUCAAUCCUACCAAGGGAUCCGACUGGCCUUUGGUGGCUCUGAAAACACGGAGAUUCGCAUUCGAGAAUCACACGGCAGCGGUAGCGACAGGCAUACAAGCAUUCGCACCGAACGAGAGUCUACAUCACUGUUGCAUGUCGAAGUGCCAUUGACAUCCUUUGCCUCACCGUUGCGAGUCGCCAAAUACGAAUUUCCGUUUGAAUGGAAGCUUCCAGAUACGCCACUGCCAUCAUCCUUUCGACAUCGCAAUGCCGGAGUAGAUGGAAAAGGAUUCUGCGAGAUACGCUACUCAUUAUCGGCCUUUCUUGUGCCACAAGAACAACAAAUGGGAUUCUUUGGUCCUCGCAGAAACUCCAACACUUGUGCUUCACAAACCAUUCAAUUUGUGGGAGCGCCAACAAGGGAGAUUCCAGAGCCGCUACAUCUGGCCGAAGAACGAACUCACAUGAAUGGAUUAUGCUGUUGCUGGAAACAGGGACAUGUAUCAUUAGGCUGGGAGGCUGAUUCCAUUGUCUUGACGCCCGAGGCACCCUGUCAAAUCCAAAUCUGGGGAUCCAAUGCCUCCGCCAUUCCAGUACACGGAUUGAGGGUCCAACUGAUUCAAUCCGUCCAAUGGCAGGCUGGCCAAGAGUUCCACAGGCGUCGCAGCUGGGGUGAAAAUUCCUCUUUGGUUGACUUCAACGUGGACGUUUCGCAUUUGCCUCAAUGGGAUCAUGUCACACACAAGGGACAUGGCAGCAGUUACAGUGCAGUCAACAAUCAGCAUGGUGCUCAGCCUGUCUCCACUUCCUUUCAAGUGCCACCAGAUGUGCUGGAUUCCUACCAAGGACUCAAUUGUAAGGUGGAACACAAACUGAUUGUCAGUGCUGUCACGCGAUUCAUGGCGACUACCCCCGCAGUCUCCUACAGUGUUCAUUUGCAGCGUUCGGGCACCACAUCCUCGUCACCAGCGUCCAUGCCCGUGGCUAUGGCUUGGAUGGAAGAGUCCGAAUUCCAAGAUGUUGCCUUACCCACCGAUUGGUCGCCUGACGAAACAGUCCCCGUUAUUCAUUUGACCGAAAUUAAUGCCUUGGAAGACGAAGCCGGGGAUAACGCCUCCAAAGUGACCAUGGCUACUGCGGAAGCAGUCAUGGUGGAACCUGUUGGUGCUGCCGCCGCUACAACGUCGUUUGGUCGCAGUGACAAUCCCUUGGAUGGCGAAGAUCCCUUGGCGUUUGCCAGACCCGCGGAUGACUUGGCACCAAGUGCUCCAAUGGAAGAUGAAUUCCUCAUGGAUGAUGCUGCCGCGGAUCUCCAACAAGUCCUGGGGAUGUUGCGACAGAUUGAUCCCAAUGAUUUGACUAGUCAUCGACGCAUUGAGCAUCAAAUCCGCAAUCUGCCCGUGAGUCAACGAGUGCUGCAAACCCUAUCACCACCCCAGUAUCGGUACUUGUGUGAAGCAGGAACAAAUCAAACGCUGUCUCGAAUUGCCUUUCUACUGGCCACCGAGCUCAAUAAACGGUCGAGACCAGGAUUCCGAGGCGAGUAUUUAGUGGCCUUGAUGCAACUUCCCCUUGCAAAGGAUGGAAGCAUUAGCCUGAUUGGGUCGCUGACAGAUCAGAUUUGUGAUUUACCCCAGUCGCAUCUCUUUGUGGAGCAAUCGUUGGAGCCGCAAGAUGCACAGUGGUUUCGACAGCGUGUCAACGCCAUCCUUCCAGCUGUCUCUGCAGCUCAAGGCAUGAGUAAGAGUUUGUUCUAAGUAAGUCGUCAAAAAAUAAAUUGGCCCAUAGAUGCGGUGUCAGUCGUACCGGUAUCAAUUACUAUGUGAGUUAUCCACGGGUGAUUCUGAAGCGUCAGCAAGCUAGCUAGAAGACUGCUUUCUGAGUUGUUUAUUCAGUUCUCGUAGCUCCUGUCGAAUGUCUUUCAAAAGAGCAUUGGUUUCAGACGAAUCUCCUCUAUCAUUCAUUGUCCCUCCAGCGGGAGCCUGCGGGAAUGAUUGCUGUUGAUGCUGUUGUGGGGUGGCUGCAGCACCGCCACUGCCAUAGGUUCCUCCACCUGCCUGUGCCCGCUUCAUGGCCCAUGCCAAAUUUUUGAGCUCGAGUGGCUUUUCGAGGCCACUCAAUGAUAGCUCAUGUCGGGGUCCACUAUCUCCGCCAUUUCCUGACGAGGCAGUAUCGACGUUCAGAACUGGCAAUACGUUUUCAAUGCAGAAGCAGGUGGCACCAGCUGGUUCUGUCACAUCACAGUCUGUAAUCUCUUUUCCAUAACAAUCACACGACAAGCAAAACACUGUGAGGUCAAACUCUGGUUGUGCACGCCUUCUACUUUCCCACACUGAGUCUUACUACGUACUGUCAAACGGCACUGUUUUCGAUUCUUUUCCCAGAUCCUGAAAGGAAAAGCCACACAUUGAUUUCCGCUUGUCUUUGACAAACUUUAUUCCAUCUUGUGUAAUACAGACAUGUUUAGAAUACGUGUCCCACUCAAUUUGUUGUGUGUACAUGCAUGGAACACAGCAACAUGCUGCAAAACAACCAAUGGGUGGGAUCAACAACGUGACUCCGCAAACGUCCCUCUGGAACUGCUGAACGGCUUCAUAGUCAAAGUCAAAUACAGCAAUCACAUCGGUGUCGUUGUCAAAGAACGUAUCCCUCCAGGUCAGUCCCUGUGCUUCGGGGAUCUCUAAACUGCUACUCGUCCGUCCCAUGUUGCUACUGUACGCAUUGUGAAUAAACAAGGUUGUUUGCUGGAGGAGUCAUCAAGUCAUCAAAACCGAACUGCACAACCUGAUUCUUGGAUCUAAAUAGGGCUGAGGUUAAAAAUAUCGGUGUUGUUGCGACGAU